Hydractinia symbiolongicarpus is the source of this 2263-nucleotide messenger RNA. RefSeq names its product ankyrin repeat and SOCS box protein 11-like. Gene Ontology annotation, molecular function: protein binding. NCBI's taxonomy places the organism in Eukaryota, Metazoa, Cnidaria, Hydrozoa, Anthoathecata, Hydractiniidae. Bases 346 to 1053 code for a protein of 235 amino acids. The record is from RefSeq and is a predicted model, not a curated record. The transcript is spliced from 10 exons.
CCGAAUCUACAACUCACACGGAAACGAAAAUACUUGAAUCUGAUUGGCUGAUUCAAAAGCCGUAUUUUGAGCUUUUAUAGCCUGCGAGACGACCAGUGGUUGUUUCACAAUUCGAUUUUGAAGUCAUCAGUCCCACAGGACUGAUUUUAGCUGGGGCGGUAUAGAAAGAGUUAAAGAAUUUCCUAUGCCUUCGGGCGCGGAAAUUCAAAGAAUGUGCUUUGCUACUGUGGAUAGUCUUGCCUUACUUAGGUUAUCAUUUGAAAAUGCCCAACUUUGGGCAGCCGCCCUACUUUGGGUGGAGCACGACUACUGUUCCGCGGGCAGAAUAUACACUCCAAAACAAAUAUGGCGUCUGAAGUAUCACAAAACAUUAGUAACACUCUAAAAUCAAUUAAUCUGGAGAAACCAACAUUUUCCACUCUGGCACAGAAAGGAAACGACCCGCUGGUGCAGCAGUUUCUAUCAGAAAAUAUGGAACUAGGUAAUGAAGAAAAAGAAACAGUACAAAGUCAGCUGUAUAUUGCUUGUUUUUGGGGAUUUCAUGAAGUUGUAAAGACUUUAAUAGAACGUGGUGCAGAUGUCAAUCAUAAAAAUGCUGACACAUUAUGGACACCACUACAUGCAGCAGCAUUUCAAGAAAACGGGAAGAUUAUAAUGUUUUUGUUGGAGCAUAAUGCAAAUCCUUAUUCUAAAGACUUUGGGGAAAGAACUCCAGCUGAUUUCGCUUCUGUCUCUGACAAAAUAUGGCCAUUAUUUGCAGCUUGUGGUUGCACAAAAAGUUCCAGAAUGAUUCUGGUAGAAAAAGGAAUCUUAAGAAAGGCGGUUGCUGCUUUGGUUGGAUAUCAACAUAUGAUCAGUGAAAAAGAUGUAAAUUCAAUACGCACAGGAAAUUCAGCCUUAUUGAUCAACUAUAAUGCGCGAAAUCAUCCCGGAACUGAUAACAACAAAAGAAGUGAGUAUGCAGCAUCUGUGGACGGAGAUGUGCUGGCUGGUGAAAGUUCUUCCACAGAAAAUCAAGAGGAAAAGCCUAACUUUUCAGCAUGGCGAAAUUGAGAUUUCGUUUACAUUUCUUGACCUUCAAGUAUUAAGAGUUAACGUUUGCAGAAAUAGUUUUUCAAAGCUCACCCAUAAAACACAAAAAUUAAUUCUGAAAAGUAAUGUAGUUUUUGGCGAUUCUACUUUUUUUUAAAAAUAGGGAAUUAGGAUUGGUAGAAUAGUGCAACGAGAAUAACCAACGGUUUCAGUGUUUCCGGGAAUAAUUUUUGCGAAUCAAAACAAGCUUCGCAAAAAAACACUGAAACUGUUAAGGCGGGGGCAAACCAGUCCAACAUUUCAUCCAACAUGCAAUUUUUGUGAUGUUGGAUGAAAUGUAGGACUGGUUUGAGUCAUUUCAAAAUUUUAAAAAAAUUUAAGAUUUUCAAAAAAGAAGAAAAAAAUCGUGUUGGACGAUGUUGCAUGAAAUUUGAUCGCCGUCAAACAUUUCAUCCAACAUUUUCGGCAAGAUCAAAGGAAUUCUCUAUCUGACUUGCGUAAAUUUUCAUGUUGGAUUGGUUAGGUGGUACUUUUCAUCCAACAUAUAAAAAUCCCGCGAAUUUCGAACGUUGAAUUUUUUAAUGGAAUGAUUUCAAUUUGAUGCUUUUCAAAAAAAACAUUACGAAGAGUAAGGGCGAGUCUUUCUUCUGCCAAGAUUGGUCUGUGGCCACCACAGUUGUUCAUCUGACCCGGUGAUAUCAGAUAGGAUAUUUCAUUAAGGAGGGAAUAUCGAAAUCCCCCACGUCCAUCCGAAACAUUUCCCUAAAUCCGAAUCUGUCUUCGAUCUUCAAUUCUUUAAUGAUUAAAUGACUAAAAUAUCUAUUUUUUUUCCUUCUCUUUAUCCACUCUCUUGUUUUUCCGCGGGUUGGUUUUUCAUCGUAUGAAUCGACGAGUUCAUUCAGCAACAUAAGCAGCACUGCAGAAUUCCUUCCGUCCGCCAUUUUGUUUUUCAUAAAUGAAUGAACUCUUUAUCGUUCGAGUGUUUUUAAAAGCAGUCCCACAAACCUAAAAUUUUGCUUCAUCCAACCUGCAUUUUUUCAUCCAACAUUACUUCCAACAUGGGAAAAAAAUGUUGGGUGAAAUGUUGGACUGGUUUGCCCUCGCCUUUAAAGUGUAUGAAGGUGAAGUAGCCAACGUAUUGUAUUUUAAGUGAAGAUAUUUAUAAAUAUAUAAGAAACAUCUAUUGUACAUACAUUUUGUUAAAACUAAUAAUAUGUGUUGAUUUCAUUAA